Messenger RNA from Rotaria socialis, 540 nucleotides. Lineage: Eukaryota; Metazoa; Rotifera; Eurotatoria; Philodinida; Philodinidae. The record is from the annotation of a GenBank genome assembly.
AUGCACAGUAAUCUUGGCCUAGCGUAUCUACGUUGCUGUGAUUAUACUCUUGCGAUGGAAAACUUCGAGAAGGCGCUUCAAAUACAAUCUGUCUCGUUACCUGCAGAUCAUUUAGAUAUUGCAACUACUUAUAAUAAUAUUGAUACGCUUAGAUGUUUACCAUCAAAAGCCGAUUCUGAUAUCGCAUUAACAUACAAUAAUAUAGAAAAUCAUUUUGACUUUCCUAUUGCCUAUAGUAGUAUAGGUUUAAUUUAUGCUGCUAAUGGAAGCUAUACGGGAGCUUUGAUAAAUUACAAUAAAGCAUUUAGCACAUCGGCAUCGGAUCAUCCAUUUUCUUCGAGAAGGUAUUUAAAUAUUGAUGAUGUUUAUCGAACGACCGAUAACAAACCGUUAAAUUCCAAUGAACAUUCAACAGCGUAUGAAAAUAUUGCCGAUUUAUUAUUUUUAAAUGAUGAUUUUAAAGCGGCACUCGAAUAUUAUAAAAAAAAAAAGCAAUUGCAGCAGCAGAGAAAACUACUACACGAUCUUCGGAAACAAUAG